Molecule: messenger RNA, 792 nt
Organism: Ipomoea triloba (trilobed morning glory)
Lineage: Eukaryota; Viridiplantae; Streptophyta; Magnoliopsida; Solanales; Convolvulaceae
Product: leucine-rich repeat-containing protein 1-like
Exons: 2
Coding region: 1-792 (263 amino acids)
Molecular function (GO): protein binding
Source: RefSeq, a predicted model, not a curated record
AUGGAUCCGGCUUCCAUUUGUGACGUCACUGGAAAACUUCGCAGCUUUUUUGCUGAACACCUCUCUCCAGAACAACUUACACAUGAUCUGUUCAAUCAUUUGAAAUCUGUGAGAGUAUUAGGAUUGCGUGGCUGUAAACUGCAGAAACUCCCGAAGGAGGUAGGAAAUUUGCAUCAUCUAAGAUACAUUGAUUUAAGUUAUAGCAAAGUAGAGGAGUUGCCCGAUGCAAUUUUCUUUUUGGAUAACUUGCAAACUCUAGAUCUUGAAGGAUGUGAAUGUCUUUCCAAACUAUCUGAAGGGAUUGGAAAUUUGCGUCACCUAAGGUACAUUGAUUUGAGUAAGAGCAAUAUAGAUGAAUUACCUGAUACAAUUUGCUCUUUGGAUAACUUGAGAACUCUAAAUCUUGGAGGAUGUAAGCGUAUAUCUAGACUACCCCAAGGGAUUGGAAAAUUGUGUCACGUAAGGUACAUUGAUUUAAGUAAGUGCAAUAUAAAUGAGUUACCUGAUACAAUUUGCACUUUGGAUGACUUGCAAGCCCUAAAUCUUAGAGGAUGUAAGCGGUUUUCUAGACUACCUCAAGGGAUUGGAAAUUUGCGUCAUCUAAGAUUUAUUGAUUUAAAUUGGAGCAAAGUAGAAGAAUUACCUAAUACAAUUGUCUUUUUGGAUAACUUGGAAAUUCUAAAUCUUGGAGGAUGUCAGCGUCUUUCUACACUACCGGAAGAGAUUGGAAAUUUGCGUCAUCUAAGAUACAUUGAUGAUGUCAGCGUCUUUUUAAACUACCUGAAGGAUUGA